GCGGAGAGGCACCUCGCUGACAGGAUCGGAAGACGCCGUCAAACGAUUGCUUGCUUGUGUCACUCGUUUCCACCCUCUUGCAGUUUGCACGUCCACGGAAGACAUCUGUUUGCUGCAGGCAUCACAGUUGUUUGCACUCGGAAUAUUGCGGAAAAGCCCCAUAUCAGGUCCCGUUCACCCCUGGUUCGAACCGGAAGGCUCCUUCGGAGUCCUGCCAUUCGGAAAUGCGAGAGGAAAUCCGGGUGUUACUGGUUGGAGAUGAGGGAGUCGGAAAGAGUACCCUGAUCACAUCUCUUAUAAAGGAGACUUUUGUGUACCAUAUUCAACAUGUGGUGCCAGAGGUGACCAUCCCGCCAGAGUGGACGCGGGAGCGAGUGACGACCCGAAUCGUGGACUCAUCUUCGCGGCCAGAGAACCGGGAACAGCUGGAUAUCGAAGUUCGGAAGGCGGACGUGAUCUGCAUUGUGUAUGCAGCGGACAGGCACGAUACUUUUGCACGAGUAGCAGACUUUUGGCUACCACACCUGCGGAAAUUGGGAAGAAAUGUUCCAGUUGUUCUUGUCGGGAAUAAGAUCGACUUGAGGGGCUCAGGCGAUUUCAGCAACGACGGGUUGGAAGAUCAAGUCACACCGAUCAUGAACGAAUUCAAGGAGGUGGAGACAUGCGUGGAGUGUUCGGCGAAACAACCGCUGAAUGUACCAGAAGUGUUUUACUUUGCGCAAAAAGCAGUCUUGCAUCCGACCGCUCCGCUGUACGAUUCUCGCGAGCAUGUCAUGAAGCCGAGCUGCAUUGAAGCUCUGCGGCGUAUCUUCCGAUUAUGCGACCGAGAUAAGGACGGCAUUCUGAACGACGAAGAGAUCAACGAAUUUCAAACGAAAUGUUUCGGUGCACCAUUACAAAGACAGGAGCUGGAAAGUGUCAAAGAAGUGGUCAAAGAGAAUGAAGAGGAAGGGGUCGAGGAUAACGGAUUGACAGAGACCGGUUUCCUGUUCCUACAUACCCUGUUUGUCCAGCGCGGCCGCCUCGAGACCACGUGGACCGUUUUGCGAAGGUUCGGGUACGGUGAUGAUCUAUCGUUACGCGAAGAGUUCUUGUGCCCGCACUUUGAAGUGCCGCCAGGAUGUUCUGUCGAGCUCAGUAGUAACGGAUAUAAAUUCUUCAUCGACCUGUUCCAAGCAUUUGAUCAGGAUAAGGAUGGAGCCUUGAGGGAGGCAGAGCUAGCUGAGCUAUUCAGUACGGCGUCCGGGAACCCCUGGGAGGCCACCGGCUUCCCGGAAACGACCCUCACGGACGAAUCAGGCGCGGUAACUUUGCAAGGCUUCCUGGCGCAAUGGAGCAUGACAACGUUGUUGGACUACAAAACAACGCUGGCAUAUCUCGCCUACCUCGGCUACAACGGCGACACGACUACUGCUCUCAAAGUAACCAAGCCUCGCAAAGCAGAUCGGAGACGCGGCCGAGUACAACGCAAUGUGUUCCUAUGCUACGUGUUUGGAGCGACGGGGGCAGGGAAGACCUCGCUACUGCGGAGUCAUGUAAAUAAACCGUUUACGGAGCGGUACACGCCCACGACGCGGUCGUAUUCGGUGGUUAAUUCGGUGGAAAUCAAUGGCGUAGAGAAGUACCUUGUGAUGCAGGAGUUUGGACCAAAAUUCGAUUCGGAGGUGCUGCAGAAUAAGAAACGGCUUGAGGCCUGCGAUGUUCUGUGCUUUCUUUACGAUUCUGGCGACGUCAACUCCUUCGCUUACGUGGCUAGUCUUAGGAAUCGCUUUGAGAUCGAUAAUCUCCCAUGUGUAUUCGUUGCGACGAAAAGUGACACGGAUCUUGUCACACAGCGAUUUGAGGUCCAACCUGAUGCCUACUGCCGAGCCCUCCACCUGGCGGUUCCGAUAAGCGUCUCCAUAAAGGACAACGUGACGGCCGAGUUACUGAGUUUGCUCGUCGGCGUCGCGAUGGAUCCGUACGUAUCAGAUUUCACCAUCGUCUCUUUUGACGAUCUGCAUUUCGCCCCAGAUUUUCCAUUUUGAGAACAACGACUGAUGUUCUUUCCUCAUCCCCUCCUACCCACCUAUACAGUGGAGUCGCGAUACCCGGCACAUCGAGAGGCGGACGGGUUACCCUCAUGCGCGGCUUGACAUUCACGGCGGCAGCGGCGUUCGUUGGGAUAGCGGGGAUACUAGCGUAUCGCGUCAUGCAUGGGUCAGGGUUGACCAGGCAUCUUUAGCGAGCCGUAUGCCGUAUGCACACCUUCUAGCUUACUCCUGUACCGUAGUGCGAGUAGUAGAAUGACCAGCAGGCAGCAGGAUUUUAGUUUGACGGCUUGCAACAGAGCUUGGGACGAAUAAAUUGUUCAUCACUUUGGCCAGCAGCUUGGUAGUAAGAUAUGACGGCGACGCUAUGGUAAAUCGAACACAUAUAUCAGGGUUCAAGGGACCUGAGGCCUAACCCUGCAAAGGACGAACUUUACACCGUCG
Messenger RNA from Fimicolochytrium jonesii, 2474 nucleotides. Its product is annotated as EF hand associated-domain-containing protein. Bases 225 to 2027 code for a protein of 600 amino acids. Gene Ontology annotation, biological process: mitochondrion organization; small GTPase-mediated signal transduction. The record is from RefSeq and is a predicted model, not a curated record. Gene Ontology annotation, cellular component: mitochondrial outer membrane. Gene Ontology annotation, molecular function: GTPase activity; calcium ion binding; GTP binding. The transcript has 14 exons. NCBI's taxonomy places the organism in Eukaryota, Fungi, Chytridiomycota, Chytridiomycetes, Spizellomycetales, Powellomycetaceae.